CAGGGGGCAGCACGGUGCGCGCAGUCAGCUGAUGUCCGAGAAGCCGCCAGAUUCAAAUUGUUGCUCUAGUUGUGACUCGAAGGCGACUCUGGUGCGUUCCGCCUCAGGGCACUUCUUGAAACGGAUUGGAUGCAUCGAAAAAUCUGAUAGAACGGAGAACUGCAUCGGCGUAUCCGAGCGAUUAGACGCGAAGCAGAAAGUGAAAGGUUCCUGCGACACGGGUACACCAACACAACAGGUUGGCUAUUCUCUUCUGCUCCAACGACGCGACUGCCGAAAAAUGGAUCCGUAUGUUUUGAUUCGUGGAUUGAAGUUUCCGAGGGAUUAUUCCCCUUCAAAAAUCUCCGAUUCGGAGGCCCCGCGACGACGAAAAGCAGGAAUAGUUCCAAAACUUUACGGACGUCUCACCUGUGGGAAAUCAGUCAUUGCUUAUGUCUGUCACCAUUGCAAUAAGAUUUUCACAAAUCAAUUGGCCAUCCAAAAUCAUGUCAGAAAUGAGUGUGAAUGUUUUAAAAAUGUCUUGAAGUGUGAAUUGUGUGAUAAAAUAUUCACUGGCAGUGACCUACACAACUAUGUUCUCCACAAGGAACUGAAACACUCAAUGAGAUGCUCUGUCUGUUCAAAGAGCUUUAUAACUGAGAGGAGACUGGUGCUACACCGCAGAUCUCAGCACCCAGAGAUAAAGUUCUAUUACCAGUGUGAUUUGUGUCGCAAAGGCUUUAAGACUAAACCAAAACUUCUAGAACAUUAUAAAGACCAUAGACGUCAGGAAGCUUCUGAGGUGACGAAGCUGAAGCAGUAUCGCUGUUCAUACUGCAGACAGGUUUGCUUUGGGUUCAAAAAAUUGACUGCCCAUUACAGAGAACAUCAGACUGAGAAGAGGUUAGCAGAAGAAGAAACAAGAAGGUUGUCUGCAUAUGAUAAAGUCCGUAAAAGAAGGAAGCGAAAAAAAUCAGAUGUGUCCAUUCGGAAUUUCCCAACUGUUGGAACUCUGCCUUUUGAAGGUAGAAAAAUUUAUGUAUGCUAUCUUUGUAAUAUCUAUUUUAAUGAGGCUUGCGAACUAAGGGACCACAUGGAAAAUCAUGUAGAUGGAGUGUGUAUGAAGUGUCACAUAGACUUUUCUACAUCCGCUGAUCUCAAAAUACACCAAAACUUGAUUCAUUAUUACAAGUGCAAAACGUGUUAUCUUACCUUUGUGAAAAAGUCUCAUCGCAAGAACCACAAAAUAUCAUGCAAAGGAGUGAAGAAUGGUAUAAAACUUUAAUUUUAGGAAGAAAUUUGCUAUUUUUUUUACUAAUUUUAAUUGUUUAUAUUAUUAAUGUUUCUACACUUUAGUCUUGCUAGUUUUGUACAUACAUUUUGCUACUCUUAUAAUGAAUUUGUGGUGUGUGAGUUAGGCCGAAAUUGAAAGAGAUCAGCUAUUAUAUUUUUGAAAUAAAUGUAUUUAAAAUAGAG
This is a messenger RNA of Thrips palmi, 1455 nucleotides long. Its product is annotated as zinc finger protein 605-like. Gene Ontology annotation, cellular component: nucleus. Gene Ontology annotation, molecular function: DNA-binding transcription factor activity, RNA polymerase II-specific; sequence-specific DNA binding. The transcript has 4 exons. NCBI's taxonomy places the organism in Eukaryota, Metazoa, Arthropoda, Insecta, Thysanoptera, Thripidae. The record is from RefSeq and is a predicted model, not a curated record. Gene Ontology annotation, biological process: regulation of transcription by RNA polymerase II. Bases 32 to 1264 code for a protein of 410 amino acids.